Molecule: messenger RNA, 1524 nt
Organism: Mycena indigotica
Lineage: Eukaryota; Fungi; Basidiomycota; Agaricomycetes; Agaricales; Mycenaceae
Product: F-box domain-containing protein
Exons: 3
Coding region: 1-1524 (507 amino acids)
Molecular function (GO): protein binding
Source: RefSeq, a predicted model, not a curated record
AUGUCGCCAACACAGUUUUCAGCUCUUCCCGCCGACAUUCUCCUCCAAGUAGUCUCUUACGGUCUUGAUAUCGACGAUGCAUUCUCACUCUCCAUGGUCAGCAAGUAUUUCCAUGCAUUAUCAGCAGAACACAGCUUCUGGCUUCCUCCUCUCCAAUUCUCCAAGAUCUCAAGACCGCUCCCAGUUCCCACCGUCACUGACUUGAGGGAAUAUUCAAGCUCGGCUCUGAAGAAACUAGCGCUUCAUGCUCGACGUCUAACGAGGAACUGGGCUGCCCCACGACCGGUUGUGACUGGGCCGAUCAAGUCGAUUCCGGUUGGUGUCCAUAAUUCCGUGUUAUACUGUCUGCCUGGCACGGCAAGUGGGGCGAUUGUGCUCUAUUCAUUAGAAGACGGCACUGCUGUGUGUCUCAAUACUCAGACGGGGCAAUUUAGCUCGCCAACCCUACUGGGACGAAUUCACGAUAUGUCGUCACCAAUCGAGCAAUUGGAUAGUUAUACUGUUACAGUUUUGGUCGACAAUCAGAAAAUUGUCGUCCUCACGGCCUCCUGCUCUCCCAACCCGCAACUGCGGAUCAUUUGUGAAUGCGAUCUUGAGCUGGGAUACCAGUACACCUCCGUCUUUAUGAACUCAUUCUGCGCUGGAGUGGUCCGUGCUAGCCUUGCGGCCGGGAGUUGGCUUGAGCUGCAGACAUUUAGCCUGGAGAACCCCAUGGUGUCUUCAAUAGUCGUAACAGAUUGUCCUGGUUAUCGCACUCUCGGCUCUGCUGUAGUGAACGAUGCGGUAUUCAUUGUGGCGCUCCAGCAUCGACAAGCCGCAGUAUAUGCGUGCCCUCGAAGAUUGAUGGCAGGCUCCGAUUCGUCAUCAAGCGCUGACAACGACAUCGAUUUUACGCUCGGACGCAACCACGUCGGGCACAUUCCGUCCUCGAGCAACUCGUCUACCACCAGCUUAACUCACUUUCGUGAUUAUUGCGUGCUCUCAACGGAGCCGUACUCUGGACGCAGCACGAUCUCUGUCGUCCGUGGCUAUGCUCCUGAUUCCAGAGUGGACACUCCGAAUGAUGUUCCCCUCCUCCGAGCAUUGGAGAUCACAUUCUGGCCACGACCCAAUAACGGACCCGAAAUUCAAGACGCUUCACCAGCAGACUACGACGCUUGGGAAAAGGGUCUUCAUAGAAAGUUACUUCCAGCGGAGACAAUCACUGUUGAGGGCGGACUCAGUAUGAACGAGGGGAAUGCCUGGGAGCUCCUGGUUAUCGCCAAUUCGGGACUCGCGGUCUUGUUGCUCGUUGACCCUCCCUCCAAUGACGAGCCGGGCACGGACUCCUUCGAGCUGCGGCACCCGAAGUUGAUGCUCGUCAGAUUUGACCCCGUGUCGCAUAUCGCGUCUCAGCAUGAAUUGGUCCUCCCAGAAGAGGCUCUCAACACACGAGACAUCUGCGCUAUUGCGCUGGACGAUCAUCUGGGGGUUGUUAUCCUCGUCACGGCGGAUGAUGUUCUGCGUAUCAUUCCUUACGCAUAG